UUCCUCAGUAUCCUGCUGUGGCCUUUGGAAGGAGGAGGUGUUCGUGUUCGUGUGUGGACGUGUGUGUGUCCGUGCAUCGGGUCUUGAGGAGGGACCAGGCCAUCCAGAGGGAGGGGAGAACGCGAAGGAGAUCAAGACGAGGAGACCUCUUCUCCCCUUUUCCCUUCCCCCCCCCCUUUUCCCCCCUUUUUCACGGGAGAAUGAGCUGGCCGGGCCCCCCUCGAACCGCGACAACGUCCUGUUGCUCCUCCUCCUCCUCCUCCUUCAGAAAAGGCCAAGGAACCAUGAAGGAGCCGACGCACUUCCCCCUCAGCGCCACCGUGUCCGCUCCGCCGGGCCUAUGUAGCACGAAGGUUGAGGGUCCAAGUGGGUCUCGAGGACGCAGGAUGGACAGGUUACGGCGCAGCUUCCGAGAGAGCUUCAGGAGGAAGAAGGACCACCAUCAUGUGACUGAAGCCUCCAAGCCUCACCAGUGGCAGACAGAUGAAGCUUCAGUCAGGGCUGGCACCUGUUCCUUCCCCGUCAAGUACCUCGGGUGUGUGGAGGUGUUUGAGUCCCGUGGAAUGCAGGUGUGCGAAGAAGCUUUGAAGGUACUCAGGAAUUCUCGCCGCAGACCCAUCAGGGGAAUGCUCUAUGUCUCAGGUGAUGGACUUCGAGUAGUGGACGACGAGACCAAGGGUCUGAUUGUAGACCAAACGAUAGAGAAAGUGUCAUUCUGCGCACCAGACAGAAACCAUGAAAAGGGCUUCUCCUACAUAUGCCGGGAUGGGACAACCAGACGGUGGAUGUGCCAUGGCUUUGUUGCAGUGAAGGAAACGGGAGAGAGAUUAAGCCAUGCAGUUGGGUGUGCCUUUGCUGCCUGCUUGGAGCGGAAGCAGAAGAGGGACAAGGAAUGCGGCGUAACUAUGUCGUUUGACCCCACUACCUCAACCUUCACACGAACUGGAUCCUUCAGGCAGAUGACAGUCACUGAGAGACUGUCUGACCCCCAGGAGUGCAAACCUAUUGAACCUGUGCCAGUCAAGAAGGUGGAGAAUCCUCAUGCUAUUGCAAGACCUCAUGCCACUCCACUCAUGCUCCAGCGCCAAGGUUCCUUCAGGGUGUUCCAGCACCUCAGUCAGUCAUCGCCAUUCAAGCGGCAGUUAUCACUGCGAUUGAACGACCUGCCAUCCAACUUGGAGCGGACUCGUUCCAUGUCUCUUGACAAUAGUGCGACCAACGCCAUGACGACCAACAAUAACAUCCAGCCUCCAGAGAGUCCUCAGCCUCCACCUCGCACUCACAGGAAUAGACUUCUCUCGCUACCAAAUGCCGUUAACAUGACACCCAUACCAGAGAUAUCACCGAUGGUAGAGACCAAACCUGGGGAUGCGGUAUCAGCCAUGUGCCAAGAAUUGUCGGCCGGCCUCUCCCUCCUCUCCAACUUCUCCGACCCGUUCUCCUCCCCCGAGAGCUCCUCUCCCUCUCACAACAGCUUCACUUCCUCCUCUGCUGCCACCACUACGACCACCACAUCUGCAGUGACAGCCUUCUCUAAUGUAACAACCACUGUGGCAACUAGUCAAUCGGUUGCACCAACUUCUCAAGUCUUGUUGCCAUCUGUGGAGCCUAUCCAUGAAGAGAAUCCAUGGGCUGGACCAGCUGUGAAUGGCCAGGCUUCAAAGGCAGAAGAACUUAGAAAUGCUGGAGAUGCAGCUGGAUGGUCCAGGGGAGAAGAGUGGCUCUCCCAAAUUAAUUCCAACUCGAAGAUCACAAAUGGCACCACUACACCACCACCUGGGACUCAACCAGCAAACAACACGUUUGCAGCUCGACGUAAUCCUCCCAUUGGGCAAGUGAGAUCUGUCUCCUUGGGUGGGGCACCCCAGUCUGGAGCCCCAUAUGCAGCUCCUGGCCAUGCAGGUGACCCCAUGAGCUCAUCGUGGAGUGCUACUAAUGGCACCAGAGGAUCAUCACCAGCAAACUACCUAGGAGGAGCCCCAGCACCAAGUGUGGGUGGCUCAACAGGAACUGACCCAUUCGAUGCUGAGUGGGCAGCACUGGCUACUCGUAAUGCAAACCCCAAUAACCCUUUCCUGCCAAAUAAUGUGACCAAGGCAUUUGAGGUACAAAUGUGAGCGCAAGGAAAAUAGUAACAUUUAAAGACAUUCAGUUAUUUAUAUUAUUAUUAUUAUUAUCAUUAUUAUUAUUAUUAUUAUUAUUAUUAUGGCUAUAUUAUUUUUAUUGUUACUGAAUUUGAAAAUGCAUUCUCCAGUUUGCCAUCCAUGUUAUGCAGUUGUUUGUUAAGCCAGUUAUAGAAAUAAAGAUUUGGUGUUUACUUCUCGAGUAUAUAAAGAGUAAACAUGGUGAAGAAAUGAGUUUGGCAAUAAGUGGAAAAUGUAUUGUACUUAUAGAUUACUACAACAAAGAUUCCCUAUUUUUUAUAUGUAUAUAUAUAUAUAUAU
Messenger RNA from Penaeus chinensis, 2444 nucleotides. RefSeq names its product protein numb-like. The transcript is spliced from 12 exons. Bases 201 to 2117 code for a protein of 638 amino acids. NCBI's taxonomy places the organism in Eukaryota, Metazoa, Arthropoda, Malacostraca, Decapoda, Penaeidae. The record is from RefSeq and is a predicted model, not a curated record.